Messenger RNA from Spinacia oleracea (spinach), 820 nucleotides. RefSeq names its product LOB domain-containing protein 1. The record is from RefSeq and is a predicted model, not a curated record. Lineage: Eukaryota; Viridiplantae; Streptophyta; Magnoliopsida; Caryophyllales; Amaranthaceae. The transcript is spliced from 2 exons. Bases 95 to 757 code for a protein of 220 amino acids.
UUUGCUUAACAAAAUAUCCCCCACUUCACACUACUAAACUUUUAACUCAACAUUAUAAUUUCUUUACUUUCUCACUCUAAAAAAACAAAACACAAUGGAAGGGAGCAGUAGUGAUGUUGUAAUGUCACCGGUAGGAGCAGCAUCACCGUGCUCCACCGGGUCUCCGAACUCUCCUCCUCCUUGUUCCGGCCACGGCCACCAGGCGAGUUAUGGUGGUCCGCCGGUAAUAAUGAGCCCUUGUGCGGCUUGCAAGAUCCUUCGCCGUCGGUGUGCUGACAAAUGUGUGUUGGCUCCUUAUUUUCCACCAACUGAUCCUCUCAAGUUUAGCAUUGCUCAUAAGGUGUUUGGUGCUAGCAAUAUCAUCAAGUUGCUACAGGAGCUUCCAGAAUCACAAAGAGCAGAUGCAGUAAGCAGCAUGGUAUACGAGGCGAACGCUCGACUACGAGAUCCGGUGUACGGAUGUGCCGGAGCAAUAUGUCAGCUUCAGAAACAAGUUAGUGAGUUACAAGCUGAACUAGCUAAGUCAAGGGCAGAGGUUGUUAACAUGCAAUGCCAACAAGCUAAUUUACUUGCUAUAAUUUGCAUGGAAAUGACACAAUCAUCCUCACAAGAUGUUGUCAUGCCUACUACAUCAUCGUCGCCACCACCACAAGACCCUUCAUCGUACGAGACUAGCCCGAUCAAUAGCUACUUAAGCUUCUACGAGGAUAACAACAACUUAAGCUCCAUUUGGGAUCGAGAGCCUCUUUGGACUUGAAUUAAUAAUUACGUAGUAGAAGAAAAAAAAUAAUUAAAAAUUAAAAGUUAAAAAUUAAAAAUU